Emericellopsis atlantica is the source of this 606-nucleotide messenger RNA. Its product is annotated as Tim10/DDP family zinc finger-domain-containing protein. NCBI's taxonomy places the organism in Eukaryota, Fungi, Ascomycota, Sordariomycetes, Hypocreales, Bionectriaceae. The record is from RefSeq and is a predicted model, not a curated record. Bases 70 to 429 code for a protein of 119 amino acids. The transcript is spliced from 2 exons.
CUGGGGUCCAGUCCCCCUUGGACGGUCUCUCUAACCCCCUGUCUGCGCCACACGCACCAGCCACAGUCGAUGCAAGACUUGUUCGCGAGCCUCGAAGAGAUUCCGAAGCGUCAACGAGUCCGCAACGUCGCUCCAACCUUUCAACCUCCAAUAAUACCACAACAUCUCGUCAUCAUGGACUCCGCCUCGGUCAAACAAGCUGUCAUGCAGCAGGUCAGCAGUGAGGCCAACAUGGCCAACGUGCGCCUUCUCAUUGAGAAAUUGCAGGAAAACUGCUUCCAGAAGUGCGUCCCCAAGCCUGGCGGCUCUCUCUCCAGCAGCGAGCAGUCAUGCGCCACCUCAUGCAUGGAAAAGUACAUGGCCGCCUGGAACAAGGUCAACUCCUCCUACAUCGACCGCCUACGUCAAGAGCAGGGCGUGCAGAUGUAGAUACGACACACGGAUUGUACGAACGAUGCGAAGGACUGUAUAACACUUACUGUAACGAAGCAACGACCGGCCGCGUCCGAUCGGACUGUUGUACACAUACAAAUUUAUAGACAAGCGCAGCUCCAAAACAAGGCGCGUCGCAAACAGCUAAUCGAGAUGGAAAUUAUCUUGGUGUCA